Cladocopium goreaui is the source of this 309-nucleotide messenger RNA. The record is from the annotation of a GenBank genome assembly. Lineage: Eukaryota; Dinophyceae; Suessiales; Symbiodiniaceae.
AUGGCUGCUUCAUCUGAUGAUCCCGGUCCAAGUGGAGAGAGGCGCUUUGAGAUCAAGAAAUGGAGUGCAGUGGCCUUGUGGGCAUGGGAUAUCGUCGUGGACAAUUGUGCCAUUUGUCGAAACCACAUCAUGGACUUGUGCAUCGAGUGUCAGGCCAACCAAGGAUCCCACACGAGUGAGGAGUGCACAGUGGCUUGGGGGGUUUGCAAUCAUGCGUUCCACUUCCAUUGCAUCUCUCGGUGGCUCAAAACUCGGCAAGUGUGCCCUCUAGACAAUGGAGAGUGGGAGUUCCAAAAGUAUGGACGCUGA